AGUUUCACAUUUACUUGUCAUUUGUGGUGUCUGGGUCCUCAAAAUCUUUGGUAGGUACAUUCCAGCUGAUUUGAAUUCUAAUGCCCCAUUUUCAUUUCCAGUCACGAAAAUAGGGUGCCAUGGGUAUGCUUCUCUUUCAGUGAGAAUUUGUGUGGAUUGGAACAGAGGCCGUGUUCUCGCAUCUAGGAGAUAGCGGUAGCUUUUUAUUUUUUCAGGAAGCUUUGUGAAAAGUCACAGUGAACGAAAACGGAAAAAAAAAAAAAGUAGGGUACUAUGCGAUUCUGAGAUGUAUUUCCUGAGUGUACACAGCCUCCAACAUGCAAAGAGAAAUGACGAAGUAAAGCAAGCAGCAUAGAGACGGCUCAACGCUUCUGUGGAGUUAAGAACUAAUUCUACAAAAUAUUCUCUGGCCUAUUGAAAGCUAAACUGAGCUCAAACUCCAUCCAAAGAAGAACAAUGUUGAACUCCUCCAGCCUGGAGCACAUAGCUGAACUGUGUAAGAAUCAAACAGAGGGACAUGAAACGUUCUUUUUUGCCGUGGUGUAUGCUCUCGUCUUCGUCGCUGGGCUCAUCCUCAACUUUAUGGCGCUUUUAGUUUUCUUCUUCCAAACCAAGUCACGCUCACACACCAUUGUCUACAUGACCAAUCUUGCUUUAGCAGACCUUCUUCUAGUUUGCACUCUGCCAUUAAGGAUCUAUCAUUAUUUCCACAAGCUACCACAGAAGACCUGUGAAAUUGCUGGGCUUAUAUUGUUAGUCAACAUGUACGGAAGCAUCUUCCUGCUCACUUGUGUUUGCCUUGACCGUUGCUUGGCCGUCUGCUUCCCUAUGUCUUCCCGAGUGCGUGAAGGCCGCAAAAAGGCACCACUAGUGUGCGUAGGGAUUUGGAUGCUAACCAUAGGAGCUAGCCUGCCCAUGUACCUGGAUGGAGGGAAAAAUAAAAUAAACAAGACAGGACAAGAGCAUUGUUUCAGAAGCUUUCCACAUUUUGCCACACAAACAUCCGCCAUGACCUCUUCCAUAGCCAUAGGAUUUGGGAUCCCACUGGUUAUCAUGGUUCUCUGUUCCUGGGGACUUGUUCGGGCCAUCAAGAAAAGCACUGCUGCACAGACAGAUGGCUUAGUCAACAGCCGCAAGAUCCAGAAGAUGAUUAGCACCAACCUGGCCAUCUUUCUGUUCUGCUUUCUGCCAUAUCAUCUCAUGUUGGCUGUGCUAUACUCCUACAGUAGGCAUACAAAAAGCAUGCCAUGCUCAGCGAUAUCUGCCUACCAAUACAGUCUGAUGAUAGCCUGCCUGAAUGCUGCUCUGGACCCACUGGCUUACUACUUCACCACAGAGACGUUCCGCAAAAACGUCGACAUUGAUAUUGUUUGGAGGAUGUGGCCCAUGAACAGUCACAGCUCAGAUGGAGCCACCCGUUCCAGAGCGCCUCUCAAUACCUGAAGGCUCCAAUUUUGCUUGUUGCCUAGUGGGUGUCAAAAUUACUGUCCACAAACAGUUACGUAAUAAUCAUGAACUUGAGAAAUGCUUUGUCAGGGUCCUGUUUUCACAACAGAAAAAAGUUCCACUAACUCAAAACUGUCAGUUGAUAUGAUUAAAGGGUUCUCUGCAUGGUGAAAUGGUUCUUCAGAUUGAUGGAGAAAGUGCUAUAGAUGGUUCUAUACAGAACCUUUAUAAAAAGGGACUUUCUGUUGUUACAAACUUGACAACGAAAUAACAAUAUAUAGCAUGUUGUUGGUGCUAUAUAAAGCUUUUCUAAAAGGUUGUGUAUAGAACCGUUUAUAGCACAUUCUCCAUCUAUCUGAAGAAUUCCACCAGAAUAUUUCACCAUGCAAAGAACCGUUUAAUCAUGAGAAGGGUUUUUCUAUACAGAACCAUUUUCUUUACUAAAGAGCACUUAAAGAACCAUAAAGAGUGUACGUGAAACAGUCACCUUAAAUUUUAGGCCCUCAACAUUUUGGAAUUCUGCCAUCAGCCAAACAAUGUGGCAUAAUGUUAUACACUGAUAUAUGGAGAAAUAAAGCAGAUGUUGCAAAGAUCAUUCACAAAAACAUGUAACUACACAGUGCCACAGUACACAUUUUGUUGUUUCUGUUUUAGGAGUAGUGUGCAAAAUGUACAUCCAGUACUAUGAUCAGUUUCACAAUACAGCAUGAUUUCCGCUGGCAUUGCGUGCACAUUUUAUCUUGACUCAGUGGAGGAUGAUUCAUAAGGAAAGUUCAGUUAAAGCUAUCAAACAAUGAUUAGUGACCACUUUAGCAUGCUACACAAAAUCUGCGUCACUGAUGCAAUGAUACAUCAUAACCACAUCCAGCAAUAUGGUAGAGAAACGGGAAGAGAAUCUAUAAUACUGAGUUGUAUGUGACCUUUGUCUUUUUAACUUUUCCAAAGCAACUUCAUGCCAUUAAUGACUGUAUAGAGUCUGCACGGCAUAAAGACAAAAUAAAAUGACAAGAUGUUUCUAAACAUCACAGCAGCAUUAUCUACUCUAAAGUGAUUUUUGAGUUGAGGUGCAUUCAAAGAUACUAUGCAUUAGUUUGGAUAUUACUGAGGGUAAUGAGGAACUAGUCCAUUUAUGUCAACAAGAACAUCUUUCCUGUGGCCUCCUCACUGACAAAAAUAGAUGCACAUGGCCAGCAAAGAAAUAGCACAUUCAGAAUUGCCUUACUUUGGUCACCUGCAAGAGGAACAGAUGCAGAUUGGCUGGUGGUUUCUCAGAAGAGGAACCAGUUCACCAAGCUUGCUCACGUUUAUGUGGUUUAUGUAGAAAGUAAACACACAUGGAGGAUGUGAAAUGUUUGUUUUCAUUGUAGUCUGAAGUCAUUAUUAUUACAUUUAUUAUAGUGUACAGUGUUAUAUAUUUGCUUUCUCUUAAUGCACUGUUCACCUCUUUCCUCAGCCAUGUUACAAAUGGUGUUGACUUCACAACUCAAUACCAAUUUGUGUAGCAAAAAUUUCAAACUUUUUAUUAUUAUUAUUUUUGGUGUUCAUGUGGUGUUUCCUAGUGGAAAACUUGUUUUGCUGGUAAAAGCAAGACCACUUGAAAGCAGCAUGAUUUUAUAUAAAAAGUAGAGUUAAUGUGGAUAAAAUAAUAACCUCUUCUUUGUUAUCUUGA
Molecule: messenger RNA, 3115 nt
Organism: Colossoma macropomum (tambaqui)
Lineage: Eukaryota; Metazoa; Chordata; Actinopteri; Characiformes; Serrasalmidae
Product: lysophosphatidic acid receptor 6
Exons: 2
Coding region: 457-1443 (328 amino acids)
Biological process (GO): behavioral response to pain; G protein-coupled receptor signaling pathway
Cellular component (GO): membrane
Molecular function (GO): G protein-coupled receptor activity
Source: RefSeq, a predicted model, not a curated record